CGGGGGGGGGCCGCGGGAGCCCCAGCGCGAGCGGCGCCAGCGUGAGGACCCGGCCCGGCUCCCUCAGGCUGCUGAAGGAUGGGUGACGACCGGCCCUUCGUGUGCGGCGCCCCGGGCUGCGGACAGAGGUUCACAAACGAGGACCACCUGGCGGUUCAUAAACACAAGCAUGAGAUGACAUUGAAAUUCGGCCCCGCUCGCACCGACUCCGUCAUCAUCGCAGACCAGACUCCGACCCCGACUCGGUUCCUGAAGAACUGUGAGGAGGUGGGACUCUUCAACGAGCUGGCCAGCUCCUUCGAGCACGAGUUCAAGAAAGCUGCUGAGGAUGAUGAGAAAAAGAGCUCCGGGGCCCUGGACAUGUCCCUGCCCUCCACGCCGGACAUCAGGAUCAAGGAGGAGGAGCCGGUGGAGGUGGACUCGUCCCCGCCGGACAGCCCCGCGUCACGGCCACGCUCGCCCCAGCACAAGGACAAGGAACUGCCCUCCAAGCCGCUGAUGCUCUCCACACCCACGCCCACCAUCGUGCGGCCGGGCUCGCUGCCGCUGCACCUGGGCUACGACCCCCUGCACCCCACGCUGCCGUCCCCCACCUCCGUCAUCACCCAGGCCCCCCCCUCCAACAGACAGCUGGGGUCUCCCACCGGCUCCCUCCCGCUCGUGGUGCAGCUCGCCAACGGCCAGGCCAUGCCCGUGCUGCCCGGCCCCCCCAUGCAGAUGCCGUCUGUCAUUUCGCUGGCCCGGCCGGUGGCCAUGGUGCCCAACAUCCCUGGCAUUCCCGGGCCCCCCAUCAACAGCAGCGGGUCCAUCUCGCCCUCGGGACUCCCGGCACAGUCCGAAGCCAAAAUGAGGCUGAAGGCCAGCCUGGCAGCAUCAUCCUCGCUGAACGGCGGCAGCCUGGUGGUGGGCUCGGCCAGCACCAUGGUGAGCGCGCGGCCGGAGCAGAGCCAGCUCCUGGUGCAGCACCCCGACGCCCCGUCCCCGGCCCAGCCACAGGUGUCCCCUGCCCAGCCCACGCCCAGCACGGGCGGGCGCCGCAAGCGGGCGGUGGACGAGGACCCGGACGAGCGGCGGCAGCGAUUCCUGGAGCGGAACCGCGCGGCCGCCUCGCGCUGCCGCCAGAAGCGCAAGCUCUGGGUGUCCUCCCUGGAGAAGAAAGCCGAGGAGCUCACGAGCCAGAACAUCCAGCUGAGCAACGAGGUGACGCUGCUGAGGAAUGAGGUGGCUCAGCUGAAGCAGCUGCUGCUGGCCCACAAGGACUGUCCUGUCACGGCCCUGCAGAAGAAGACUCAGGGCUACCUGGAGAGCCCGAAGGAGAGCUCGGAGCCCACGGGCUCCCCCGCGCCCGUCAUCCAGCACAGCUCGGCCUCGGCCGCGCCCAACGGGCUCAGCGCGGCGCGCUCGGCCGCCGAGGCCGUGGCCACCUCGGUGCUGGCCCAGAUGGCCGGGCAAAGGACAGAGCUGGCCGUGCCCGUGGCCUCGCACGUCAUCAUGGCCCCACAGUCGCAGUCUGCCGGCAGAUGAUGGCCCCGGGCCCGAGGAGCGCCCGCUGCGGCCGCACGGACUGACCACAGCCCCGGCGCUGACCGGCGGCGGCCCGCCGGGGUUUUUCUUUUUUGGGGUUUUAUUCUUUUUUUUUUUUUUUUUUGUUGUUGUUGUUUUGUUUUGAGUUAAGGGCAGCUCUGGCGCUUUCCCCGCUGCGCAGCCCCCGCAGAGCCCCCGGGCAGGGCGGAUCCCGGGAUCGUGGGGUUAACACUAAACUCGGAGCUGCCCUGGGCAGGGCGCUGUGACACUCCGAGCUGUCCCGGUCUGCUCCCAGCCCCGUCCCCGCUCCCCGGACCGCUGCACCUUCGCCAGGAGCCGCCCGGAGCUCUGAGCUCCCUCCCCCAGCCCAGCCGUGGGUUUUGGACACGAGGGGAAGCGGGACUGCCCCGGCUUUGUGCCCUGGGACAAGGGGACAGCGUGGGGCUGGGGACAGACGCGUCCCCGGGCUCCCGGGGGCUGCUCCCAGGCAGGGGCUGGGAAAGGUACGGCCUGGCCAGGGCUGCUCCCGCGUUCCCGAUGGAAACGGGGUCAGGACACGGGGCAGAGCCCAGCCGGCAGAGACACCGUGAGACCCCAAACCCGGCACCAACCCCGGCACCGCCGGGAUCGCCUCCCGCCCACGGCACCUCGGUAACGGUGGCCUUAAAUCAUGGAAUUGUUGCCCGUUCCAAGGGGAGGGAGCCGGGAACGGGGUCGGGCUUUGCUCCCACGGCAGCGUUUGGUCACCGAGCCUCCGUCGCUCCCCAGCCGGAGCAGCCAAAGGAUCCUGGGCAGGUCAGAUCCCAGCUCCCAAAAUCCGGUCCCUUUUCCUGCACGCUGGGCUCUCCUGCGGCCGGCGGUGCUUCCCGAGGCUGCGGAGCCAGCAGCCGGGAAAUGGGAAGGGCUCCCGCGUGCUUUUGGGAUUUGGAAGGAAUCUUGUCCCGGUCCGUGGAACUGCUCCAGCCCUUGGAAUUCCUGCCCCUCACAGGUCCCUCCUCAGCCAAGCCCCCCCUCAGGUCGCACUUCGCCACUUUGGAGCCAGGUUGGUUUGUCCAGGUGAUUCUGUUUGGUUUCCCCACACUUGGAAGGUUCCCAGGGACAGCAAAACCCAAAGCAAAGGCUGAGCAGGAGCCUGGGGUCCCGGCACGGGCGGGAAAGCCCCGAGAUUUGGGGUUUUUCCAGCAGUGGGAUCCGGCUUCUCCCCCUCCCUCUUGCCGUUUAUCCUCAGCCGGGAUCGGGACGG
Pseudopodoces humilis (Tibetan ground-tit) is the source of this 2767-nucleotide messenger RNA. RefSeq names its product cyclic AMP-dependent transcription factor ATF-7. The record is from RefSeq and is a predicted model, not a curated record. NCBI's taxonomy places the organism in Eukaryota, Metazoa, Chordata, Aves, Passeriformes, Paridae. Gene Ontology annotation, biological process: regulation of DNA-templated transcription. Gene Ontology annotation, molecular function: DNA-binding transcription factor activity.